GAAAACAAAUCCUUUGUAAUGACUUGAAACACUGAACCUGUUAGACCGGUUGCACAGGUAAGUGCAGGAAGACACACGAGCGCGCGCACACAUGCACGCACGCACGCACACACACACACACCAGGUGCGGUCAUGAGCGACGUCACUCGCCUCAAUGGUGAGGAAUGAGGAAGACGAGUCCAUCCAGCAGGUAGAGAGGAGAAGGUCAUUGCUGUGUGGUUAACUGACGCUUUCUUUCUUGAAUAAAGUCUCUCUAAGUGGAGAGAUGGUCCGCAGCUGUACUGACGGCUGGUGCGCCCGGUUUGCGGAGCGGAACCGGUCCGCGCUGAAUUUUGGGCUGCUGGUCGUCGGUUACAUCCUCUACCUGCUGAUCGGCGCCGGGAUCUUCUCCGCCAUCGAGCUGCCCUACGAGCAGGAGCUCCGGCGGGAGCUGAAGGAGGCCCGGCAGGAGUUCCUGAGCAACAACACCUGCGUGUCCGACGCGCGCCUGGAGGAGCUGCUGGCCCGCGCGCUGGAGGCCAACAACUAUGGCGUGUCUGUGCUGGGUAACGACACCGAGAGAAACUGGGACUUUGUUUCCUCGCUGUUCUUCACCAGCACCGUACUGACCACAACAGGUUACGGCCACUCUGUCCCUCUCUCAGAUGAAGGGAAGGCCUUCUGUAUCUUCUACUCCCUCUUCGGCAUCCCCGUCACCCUCUUCUUCCUCACCGUGGUGGUGCAGAGGAUUAUGGUCCUGGUGACUCAGCGUCCAGUGUCCUAUUUCCACCGCAGAUGGGCCAUGCCUAAAGCGCAGCUCGCCGGCGUGCAUGCUAUCUGUCUCGCCGCCAUCGUAGCCCUGCUCUUCCUCAUCAUCCCUGCGUGGAUCUUUGUCACCCUGGAGGUGGACUGGGACUUCCUGGAGUCUCUGUAUUUCUGUUUCAUAUCUCUGACAACCAUUGGCCUCGGGGAUUAUGUCCCUGGAGAGGCCCAGAGUAAAGAGGCCAACCCACACCCUCAUCUCUACAGGCUGGCUAUUACAGUCUACCUGCUGCUGGGCUUGGUGUUUGUCCUGGUGGUGCUGGAGACGUGCUGCGAGCUCCCCCAGAUGAAACGCCUCAGACAGAAGUUCUACAAAGAAAAAGUCCGGGACCUGGACUCCGAGACGGCCAACAUCAUUGACCGGGAUCACUUGAGCGACCAGCUGAGCGAGCCCUCGGAUUACAUGGGCGAUCACCUGCCUGUCAUUCCUUCUGUGUCAGAACAAGCUGCGACCCUCCGGAAGGACAGCAAGUCAACACCUUACACCCCCGCACCAGGAUCUGCUGCAAACGGCACACUUAGAUGACAGAAAACAUUAUAUUUAAGGGACUGGACUGUAAACUUGUGGCUCUAAAUGUGUCUGUAUAAAAGGAGCCUUCUGUGUAUAUCUAAGCUGGGUCACUUAAUCACUUAAAAAUGGCUUUCUGCCAUUGCCAACACCAACAGACAUUUGUGGAGUAAAAGCAGGCACCACCCACAGACUAUCAGGAUGGCAUUGUUUUCUUGUUCGCCCCUGUAGCUCCAUUCCCUGCAGAUAAGAGCGGGAUCUGUGACGUAGAGGAAGGGCUGGGCCCCCAAACGGAGGGAAACCCCACAAGGUUUUAACUUCCUGCCAAUGCUGUAUAAUUCCACAGCGGCACAGUUUGCUCUAGAGGAUUUCACACCCGCUUCUUGCACUUUAUAUAAUCUAUGGUGGUAUUUGCAUAGGAAAUUUGCCUUCUUGGAAGUAGUAACGUAGCAACAGGGGACUCAGGUGUCCCAUCUGUUGGCCUAUUGUACAUUAUGUGCAAGGAUUAUAAGAAGAAGAUCAGUAAUGUGAACUGAGUGGACAAAAUUAUAGAAACCUGUCAACAUAAUGCAAUGCAGUAAAUGAUGCAUAAUGCAAACUGCAGUCUCCAUAAUGACCAUACAGUUGAAUCAACAUAUUUACCUUUAUAAAAUGAGCUUUUAUUGCAGCACUGUUGUAAUAUUAGCAUUAGUUUGAGCUAGAUGUACACAAUAAACUGGCAAUGAGGUGUUUUUUUUAUUGUGGUAGUCAUACUGCAGUGUGCCCAUCUCACCACUAGAGGGCAGCACUUUCAUUUUAUACAAAAAAGGUUUACUUGAGGUUUGUUGUUACUGGGAUUUAUCUCUCAUGCUGCUCAGGUAGUCAGAAGUAUUUCUUAAAGGUAUAAUUAAGUUGCAAAAAUAUAUCUGGGCUGCAGCUAAUGAUUAUUUACAUUAUCGAUUUAUCUGACAAUAUUUCCUAGAUUUAUUAAUUAUUCAUUUUGUCUAUAUGUCCCUCCCAGUUUCUAAAAGUUCAAAGUCUUUAAAUAUUUUAUUAGGACAUCUUCACAUUUGAGAGACUGAAAACAGCAUUUUCUGCCAUGUUGUGCAUGAAAAAUUACUUAUUUUUUUAAAAAUUUUUCCCCAAAUAGUUGUUUAUUUUUUAUUGCAAUAGUUUAAUAUAUAUAUAUAUAUAUAUUAAUAGUGGCAGCUCUAGUCAUU
Messenger RNA from Centropristis striata (black sea bass), 2508 nucleotides. Its product is annotated as potassium channel subfamily K member 1-like. Gene Ontology annotation, biological process: potassium ion transmembrane transport; stabilization of membrane potential. Lineage: Eukaryota; Metazoa; Chordata; Actinopteri; Perciformes; Serranidae. The transcript has 3 exons. The record is from RefSeq and is a predicted model, not a curated record. Bases 266 to 1327 code for a protein of 353 amino acids. Gene Ontology annotation, molecular function: potassium ion leak channel activity. Gene Ontology annotation, cellular component: membrane.